UUUGAUAUCUGACCUGAGGAAGGAGGGAAUGAAGCUGCACGCUCGCUCUUAUUGCAGCGUGUGUGUGUAAAGUAGAGUCUCAUUAGGGAGUUUCAUGUGAUAGAUUUCGCAGUACGGAAAAUAGGGAUGAUAAAGAAAAUGAAAGACGGAGGGAGCAGGAGGAAAUCCAGAGAAGAGGGGACUGGGGAUAUUGUAAUUAGUUGCACCUGUUUCCUUUAACCCGGCUCCAGUUUCCCUCUACAAACGCAUGCAGAUUACCCAUCAAAGCCCUCUGCUGCCUCUGCUCAAUGGAACCUUUGUUGCCAGUUGUCAGGGAGGCGGCCCACAGAAGUAACACAAGCAGGCCCACUGCUCUGGAACUUACAGUACAUGCACCGGACACAACAACACCGGGGAGUGUGUAGAGUCUGCAUCACCACGUUCUGCCUGUCAGACAACAACAACAACAACAACAACAACAACAACAACAACAACAACUUCAUCCUGUGUCAACACAACUGGGCGGUGUUAGCCGAGAAAAUGCCCAUGCUCCACUCUGCCAGCGCCACCAAGAGCAAGAGAGACGAGAGAGAGUCUCCACCAAGGUCAAACUACAACACAGCAAUCUAAUUAAGACCAUCACACAGGUUCCUGUGCGGGCUCAGCCUCAUAUU
Messenger RNA from Notothenia coriiceps (black rockcod), 653 nucleotides. RefSeq lists its product as uncharacterized. Bases 370 to 609 code for a protein of 79 amino acids. The transcript has 2 exons. The record is from RefSeq and is a predicted model, not a curated record. Lineage: Eukaryota; Metazoa; Chordata; Actinopteri; Perciformes; Nototheniidae.